Messenger RNA from Hydractinia symbiolongicarpus, 3033 nucleotides. Its product is annotated as sodium/mannose cotransporter SLC5A10-like. Lineage: Eukaryota; Metazoa; Cnidaria; Hydrozoa; Anthoathecata; Hydractiniidae. The record is from RefSeq and is a predicted model, not a curated record. Bases 17 to 2107 code for a protein of 696 amino acids. The transcript has 15 exons. Gene Ontology annotation, biological process: transmembrane transport. Gene Ontology annotation, molecular function: D-glucose:sodium symporter activity. Gene Ontology annotation, cellular component: plasma membrane.
UAGAUUAUAAAUAAAAAUGACGAGCAGUCAGGGAAAAUUAUCAGUUGCUGAUGUUUGUGUGAUUGUCGCGUAUUUGUUGGGUGUAAUUGGUGUUGGAAUAUGGUCGAUAUUUCAAUCGAAGAGAGGAACUGUUAGUGGUUAUUUUCUUGCAGGAAGGUUCAUGACAUUUUUACCGGUGGGUAUGUCGCUAUUUGCAAGUAAUAUUGGCAGCGAACAUUUGAUUGGCUUAUCUGGGUCAGGUGCAGCUGCAGGAAUUGGUGUUGGUGCAUUUGAGUUCAAUGCAUUGCUGUUCUUGCAACUUCUCGGAUUUGUAUUUCUUCCUGUUUACAUAGCUAGUGGGGUGUAUACACUACCGGAAUAUAUUCACAAAAGAUUCGGUGGAAAUCGAAUUCGAAUCUUUUUAUCACUUCUUUCUCUACUCCUCUACAUCUUCACAAAAAUAUCAGUAAACAUGUACUCCGGAGCUUUAUUCAUUCAGCAAUCAGUGGGAUGGAACUUGUAUGUGUCCAUCUUCGGCUUGCUCACACUCACUGGUAUUUGUACAGUGACUGGUGGUCUGGCCACAGUCAUAUAUUUAGACACACUGAUGGCUUUUGUUAUGGUUGGUGGUGCAACGUUAAUGACAAUUAUAGGUUUCAACAAAAUUGGAGGAUAUUCUGGUCUGCGUAAUAACUUCGUGAAUGCUGUCCCGGACGAAGUUUUGUUGGGCAACACAACAUGCGGCAUACCGAAAGCUGAUGCGUUCAUUUUGUUACGUGAUCCACUUCAUUCCGACAUUCCGUGGCCUGGCUUCUUGCUUGGGCAAACUACUGCUUCAAUUUGGUACUGGUGUGCUGAUCAGGUAAUAGUUCAACGUGCACUAGCCGCCAAAAGUCUUUCACAUGCUCAAGGCGGUGCAAUAUUGGCAGGUUACAUCAAGGUUCUACCAAUGUUUAUUAUGGUAAUGCCUGGUAUGAUUAGUCGAGUGUUAUUUCCAAACGAAGUGGCAUGUGUCGAUCCAGAAAAGUGUUUUGAAUAUUGUGAAAGUCGAACAGGUUGUACUAACAUCGCUAUGCCGAAACUGGUGCUGGAAAUAAUGCCAUCUGGACUUCGAGGUAUGAUGUUAGCAGUGAUGAUGGCGGCUUUGAUGAGCGACUUGACAUCCAUUUUUAACAGUGCUUCAACUCUCUUCACCAUGGACAUUUAUCGAAGUAUAAGAAAAAAAGCUAACACGAGAGAGCUCAUGAUCGUUGGGAGAAUAUUUAUUGUGAUUUUAUGCGUUGUCGGUGUGGCCUGGGUACCAAUCUUGAAAGAGGUGCAAGGGGGACAAUUAUUCAUUUACAUCCAAGCGAUUUCAUCGUAUUUGUCUCCGCCAAUCACAGCAGUAUAUUUGAUUGCAAUAUUUUGGAAGAGAAGCAAUGAAUCGGGAACAUUUUGGGCAUUGAUUGUCGGUUUCAUAGCAGGUAUUAUUAGGAUGGCUUUGGAUUUCAGCUAUCCUGCUCCAAAGUGUGGAGAAGAAGAUACUCGUCCGUCGGUGGUGAAGAUUCAUUAUUUUUACAUCGCUUUGUUGUUGUUUGUGCUGAGCUGUAUUGUGUGUAUUGUGGUGAGUUUAAUGACGGAUCCGCCAGAUGAACAGUUAAUAAUCCGAACGACAGUAUGGACGAAACACGAUGAUACCAUCCGUACUGAUGAAAUCAAGGAAGAACACGAGCUCGAAGAAAACGAUGACGUGGAUCAAAGACAUCGCGUCGAUUCCGUUCUUCAGACACAAUAUGGCGGCAUAGAGAUGGCAGAAAAAGAGAAGCCGUUACAAGCUGAUGAUUUCCUCAUGUUCAAACAGCCUCUGCCAUGGUGGAAGCGAGCGGCUUACUUCUUGUGUGGACUCUCCGACAACAUCGCCGAAGAAAAGAAAGACGCAGAGGAACAAAAACAACACCUUAAAGACGUCAUUUCGUUGAAACAACACCCUAUUGCUAAAAGAGCACUUCGUAUUAACCUCGUCAUUGUUCUUGCCGUAUGCUUAUUUCUCCAAGUGUAUUUUAGCAUCCCCGAUGGAGGGCCGAGAGCUCCAACCAUUCCCUUACCGUACCCUCCAUUUGUGAAUAAUGGCACGCGCCCUGAGCUUUAGAAGGUUUAUGAUCAAAAAAUAUUUCCGUGUAUAUAUGAUGUAUAACUUAUAAUCUGGUCUGUAAAUUAUAACUGAAUUAUACCCUUACUUUUGACCCGUAGAUUUUUUCUUGUUGCAGUCUGCGGUUAGCAAUAACCAAAUGGUGCACACAUCUUUCAUGCUAAAAUCUGUUUUUUAAACCUUUAUGAGCUAGAAAAAAAAUUUCUGUCCAUCUAUUAAAUAUAAAUACUUGAAAUUAAAAGAUCGAUAUGUGAUAUAAUUUUUACCAUAUAAUCUAUUUUAAUAUUAGUUUUUAACAAAAUAUUUUUAUGUACUAUAAAAAAUUUAUAUUUUAUAUAUUUUAUCUUCGUAGUAAGGAUAUUUUACUCAAUACAUUCAUACCAUAAUACUUGUAAUAUAUCCACGUUGUCGAUUUUUGUAUCUAGAUCUUUCUGUAUGUACAAAAAUGGAUGUUUAAACUAGGUAUUCAAGCCUAGUAUAGAAAUAGUCUAUGUAAUUACUUUCGGGGAUUAACUUCGAAAUUUGCCAUCUUGUAUAUUCUGUGACAAGAUUGUCCGAGAAAGUGUAUUUUGCCUUAAUUUGCUCGGCUCCAGGCAUUGCGACCAAGGAUAUCCAAUAAAAAAGAAAAUAACGUAAAAAACUACUUUUGCAGAUAUUCCCUCAACAAAAUAUUUAGGCCAUGGUGAACAUAAUACUUGAUAGUCAAAAAACUUUAUGUUCUGUUCUGCAUCGCGCUGUGUUUUGACCAUCCAUGGUAACCCCAAAAUGGCCCUUUUUUUGGACUUUUUUGCGCCAUUUUGAGAUGCAAGCACCAGGACUGCUUUUUAUCGCAAUUUUAUUGGUUAUGUCAUUAGUUGGGGGGUAACAUAAUUUAUUUACUACGAAUGUAUAGAUGGUAUGUCAUAAUAAACUUGUUUUAAUUACAA